This is a messenger RNA of Carassius gibelio (silver crucian carp), 6175 nucleotides long. RefSeq names its product complement C1q tumor necrosis factor-related protein 6. Bases 1876 to 2601 code for a protein of 241 amino acids. NCBI's taxonomy places the organism in Eukaryota, Metazoa, Chordata, Actinopteri, Cypriniformes, Cyprinidae. Gene Ontology annotation, molecular function: protein binding. The record is from RefSeq and is a predicted model, not a curated record. The transcript has 5 exons.
UACAUUUUUAAUGUACAAUAUUUUUUAUUUUAUUUUUUUUAACCAAACUUUGUAUAAAGAUCAUUCUCAAAUAUGGUAUAACAUAAUGAUUCAAUAUACUAUUUUUCUUUCUGCAAAAUGUGUGUUAAAUUACAAUUAAUGGGUUUUCUCAUUAUAUACAAUGUAUCUAUAAACUAAAUCUAAUUUGCAUAUUAAUGUGUUUUUGGGGCAACAUGUAAUGAAAAAAGAAGUGUAAUAAUGGGAGUAAUAAUUGUCAAGAUUUUCAUAAUAAUAUAUAAUAUUUCAUAGAAUAUUGAAAUAUAAUUUCUUUCUCUAUUCAUUUGUUAUGUCUCCAAAAAUGCGUCAUAAGCAUGCGUUUAGUCCCGGUGUCCUCAUCUGAGGACAUGUAUGAAAUCAAUGUCCUGUUUAGUAACAGAAAGUCAUAUUUUGAUUUGAAACCCCAUAACAUAUUUCUGAGAUAUUGAUUUAUGACACAGAAUUUAAAAAUUAGACAGAUUUAAAUGAUAACUACAAUAUAUUAUAGAAAUAUUAUCAUAUUUCUAUAAGAGUGUCACUAAAUUAAUUUCAGACAUUUUGAUGACCAAGGAGAGGGAGUGGUCAUGUGAAACAUCCAAUCAUUUGGUAUCUCUGAAAAGCCCUGAAUGUGCUCUGUACAGGACAUCCAGAUCUAAAACUGUGGCAUGAACACACUCAGAGAAAUUCACAAAAAUAUAAUGUCCUCAUAUGAGGCCACAGGGUCUCAAAAAUAAUAGAUCAAAUCAAUGUAAAUUGAGACAGGGUGGCUAAUUUUCGUUUGCAGUUCCAGGGGUUGAAACAAAAAGAAGAAAAAUCACACCACGAUGACUUUUCAUACUUUUUAAUUCUAUUGGAAGUCCGUUGGAUGAGGGUGAACUAUAAAUAUUUAAACAUUCCAGAAAGUUCUUACUAAACCCAGUGAUUAAAGCUUCAUAAUAAUGUUUUUCCUGACAUUAACGGAGAAUAAUUAUCCGUGCAAAGCUGCAGAGGAAAACGUUGGACUACAAUGUUGAGAGGAAAAUGAGGUGGAGUUGAGCAGAGGACAAACUCUUCUUUUUGCCAAUCAAAGGUCAAUGACAAACCUUAAUUUUCUUUCCAUGUGAAUAGAAUGAGAUGAUUACUAUUGCAUAAGGAACAGGAAUUCAACCAGUGACCCAGACAUGCUAAUGCAAACCAGAUGAGUGUGUGAAUUCAAAGACAUGUGUGUGAUGUAUUUAAUAUUUCCAGAACCUCAAAAGACCUUGUUUUAUUACACUGAAGUUUUUUAAUGAUCCAUAUGUGUUGGAAACAUGUGUAUGUUUCCACAAAUGUGCAUGGUGAAAUUGUGCUGGCAUUUUCCCUGAAAUUCCUUUGUGGGAGAUCUCCGAAGAUGGAAAAGAUCUGGGGUUUUUUCAUGUAACAAGCCGCAUCCUGCUAACAUGCGUGCAGCAGGACAUACUGAGAUUCUGUUUGUGUCUGCUUAGAAAUGUUUACGCUCACAAACAUUGUGGGUUUUCACGGUGUUCACUCAGUUCUAAUGUAGACUUUCGAAAGAAACAGACAUAGAGUUCUCUUUCAGAAAACAGCUUGUUUGGACUAAGAAAGGUUUCCCUUCUUCUAAACAGUUUUGACAGUUGUUUUAUUUUAGAAGACGAGUCAAAUACGUCCGUCUGAGCUGGCAGGCUCAUUGUGUGUACAUUCAGGAAUGGGAUGGAAGAAAGGCAUUGAGGGUGAAUGAGCAAGAGAGAAAGGGAGGGUGGGAGAGAGAAAGAGGGAGGGAGAAAUAAGCUGACCAAAGAAUUUUCCUUUUCUUUUUCUUUAUUUCUCUUCUCAGCUCACUGACCCAACUGCAGCUGCAAACGCAACAAGUACUAUUGCACAAUGUUUGGGCCUCUCCUGCUUGCCUGUCUGUUUCUACAUCUGGUUGUCUCUGUACCUCCACCGCCCUGCCGUCGAUGCUGUGAGCACCUCCCAGCACCAGAGGAGGCUGCGACCCUCAGAGAACGCAUGCCUGCGAUGCCCGAGGUCCGCACAUACAUCAACAUGACCAUUCUCAAAGGUGACAAAGGUGACCGUGGAGAAAGAGGGACACCUGGGAAGUCUGGGAUUGAGGGUUCACCAGGACCACGGGGGUCUGGAGGCCCCAAAGGAGAUAAGGGACAAGCCGGAGCUCCAGGAGACGCCUGCAAGUCCCAGCAUUCUGCUUUCUCAGUGGGCCGACGGAAGUCCCUUCACAGCAUUGACAACUACCAGGCCCUGAUCUUUGACACUAUCUUUGUGAACUCCCCCGAACACUUUGACAUGUUUGCCGGGAAAUACCGUUGCCAAAUCCCAGGAAUCUACUUCUUCAAUGUGAACAUCCACACGUGGAACUUCAAGGAGACGUACCUGCACAUCAUGCAGAACAACAGCGAGAAGGCCAUCGUCUACGCUCAGCCCAGCGACCGCUCCAUCAUGCAGAGCCAGAGCCUCAUGCUACCUCUGCAGGCAGGCGACAAUGUCUGGGUGCGUCUCUACAAACGUGAGCGUGAGAACGCCAUCUACAGCGAUGAUGUGGACAUUUACAUCACCUUUAACGGAUACCUCGUCAAACCAGAAACAGAGUGAGACCAGUAAUGGAGACAGGACAUGAAGUUUGAAAAUGUGUCAAAAUGCUUGAUUAGUGGAGCAGCUUUAACAAAACUGAAAAGCAUCCAAACAUUUCAUAUUAGAUUUCUACAGUCCAAAAAAAAAAAAAUCCUAAUGCAGAAUCCUAAUCCUAACGCAAAAAAAAGUUUCCCAGCAAAUGCCUUCUAUAGACUGGGAUUAGUUGUGUGAUUUUCAUGAUGAAACCUAUUGAAUUGUAGGCUGUGACUCAAGUUAAAAGUCAAGAUAAAUCUUGCGUUUGAGACAAAACCCAUUCAAACACUUUCAAUAUACAUUGAAAACUUGCGAUACACAUUGAAACUUGCGCAUACAUGUGAAUCACUUGAGCAUACAUGUGAGACACUCAUUUUUACAUGUUAGACACUUAUGCUUACAUGUGAGACACUUGCGCUUACAUGUGAGACACUUGCGCUUAGAUGUGAGACACUUGCGCUUACAUGUGAGACACUUGCGCUUACAUGUGAGACACUUGCGCUUACAUGUGAGACACUUGCGCUUACAUGUGAGACACUUGCGCUUAGAUGUGAGACACUUGCGCUUACAUGUGAGACGCUUGUGCUUACAUGUGAGACACUUGCGCAUACAUGUGAGACGCUUGUGCUUACAUGUGAGACACUUGCGCUUACAUGUGAGAUGCUUGCGCAUACAUGUGAGACACUUGCGCUUACAUGUUAGAAACUUGCGCAUACAUGUGAAUAACUUGCGCAUACAUGUGAAUAACUUGCGCAUACAGGUGAGACACUUGCGCAUACAUGUGAGACACUUACGCAUACAUGUGAGACACUUGCGCUUACAUGUGAGACACUUACGCAUACAUGUGAAUAACUUGCGCAUACAUGUGAAUAACUUGCGCAUACAGGUGAGACACUUGCGCUUACAUGUUAGAAACUUGCGCAUACAUGUGAAUAACUUGCGCAUACAUGUGAAUAACUUGCGCAUACAGGUGAGACACUUGCGCUUACAUGUGAGACACUUGCGCUUACAUGUGAGACACUUACGCAUACAUGUGAAUAACUUGCGCAUACAUGUGAGACACUUGUACAUACAUGUGAAUCACUUGCGCUUACAUGUGAGACACUUGUGCAUACAUGUGAAUCACUUGCGCAUACAUGUGAAUCACUUGUGCAUACAUGUGAGACACUUGCACAUACAUGUGAGACACUAGUGCAUACAUGUGAAUCACUUGCGCAUACAUGUGAGACACUUGCGCAUACAUGUGAAUCACUUGUGCAUACAUGUGAGACACUUGCGCAUACAUGUGAAUCACUUGUGCAUACAUGUGAGACACUUGCACAUACAUGUGAGACACUAGUGCAUACAUGUGAAUCACUUGCGCAUACAUGUGAAUCACCUGUGCAUACAUUUGAGACACUUGUACCUGCACAAAGAAUGCACUUUCAAACAUUCUCGCGUGUGAGAGAGAAUAAACAUUUUUAGUGUGUCCGGAAGUCAUUUCAUUGCAACCAGAAGUUUAAUUCAUUUGGAAAAAGAAGUACAGUUUAUGCAAUGAGUUUCAAUGUAACCGCAUGUCUUUCAUAUAUAUGCACAGAGGGUUUCACAUGUACGUGCAAGUGAUUCACAUGUAUGCAAGUUCUCAGUGUGUAUCGCAAGUUUUCAGUGUGUAUCUUAAGUUUUCAAUGUGUAUCGCAAGUUUUCAAAGUGCAUCGCAAGAACAAUAUGUCUUGCGAUACACUUUGAAAUAUACAUAUUUGUAUUGCAAGUCUUUCAAUUGGUUUAGUCUCAAACGGCCUCCAAUAGGUUUCCGCAUACCAGUGUUCCUUCUUUUUUAGCCUCUAUGGUAUUUAAACUUUAGCAUCAUGUUGCGUUGAUCAAUACGUUGUUUCAUGUUUAAUUUUUAUUGGCUAUUCUGUAGACAUAAGUCGUAGCAGCAAACACAUUGUGAGAUGCUCUGACACUGUCAGAAAAUUUUCGCGGGCUAUCUUUGGUUGCAAGACCAUGACAGAAGCCAUCUUUGAGCCUCUCUCACAGAAAAGUACCACAAUUUAUGAGCCAUGACCAAAGAAAUCACCACGACUGUUUCAUGUUGGACAUCCUCCAUAUGGGACAGCCAAAAAAUUGUGCAGUGCAUACCAGGCAUUACAGGGAACUUUCCCAAAACUUUGGCUAAUGUUUUGGCAAGAUUCUUUCAAUGUUCUGUAACAUUAAUUUAACGUCUGAACAUUGAGUGGGGAACUCAUUAGAGAAUGCCCGUAAAAUGUCUCAGAGCAAAGGUAAAUAUGACCGCAACAUUCAGUUCUUAACUGAUGGAUCAUGAGCCAAAAAUUAGCUGCAGGUCUGUUUUGUUGGUUUGUUGCUAGAAACAUAAAAAAGGAGGAGAAAACACCCAGAUCUUUUGUGGUUGACAUCAAAAUCUAUGCGUCCAAACUAUCUAGUAUCUAUCUAUACAUACUGUACAGUAGUUUGGUGUGAUUUUAUUUCAUGUGGAAUCUAGUCAAAUUAGGCAGACGUCAACAUGGUCAGGUUGUGUGAGGUGAUAUAAUCUUCAAAAAACAAUUGAACUGUGUGCAAAGCAAAAUAAAAUGUGUACAUCAGAGUACUACAAGGUACAUCAGAUUUGUGGUUGGGUGCUGACCAAUUUCAUGGUGAUAUUAUCAAAACUGUUUGACUUCAGUGACCUUUCUGCUUACUGUUGGACGAUAAACGGUUCUGACCUCCAGAUCUUAAAUGAAACCAGUUGAGAACCACUGAUGUAGCGCAGAUAUUUAGGUCUGUGUUUAGGCAGGGUCUUCUUAAAGUCCAUCAGCAGCACCUGGGAAGUGGUGGCUGGUUUAUGUUAGGAGUGAUAGGAUGUUUACAUGGUGUGACAGACUACCUAAACCUGCUGCUGGUGCCUUCAAACAUCGACAGGCCGCUGGAGUCAUAGCAAACCAAGUUCACUUUGAAGCAUGUGCUUGCCACAGUGUUGUAGGCCAAUGCUAACUAGCAAAUGUUGGUUUUAAAUGGGCCAGGUCCUGAGAAGAUGUGCUUUGAGUGUAUAUGUGGUUGUGUCUGGCUCUGUUUAUCGGAGGAGGGGGCUUUUUGUUGCUGUUAAACAGGAUGUAUGUGGCUUUCCUUUUUCAGUAGCAAGAAUCCACUUGAUAGACUUACAUCUUAGAUAUAUAGACAGGGAGAGUGAGAUUAAAUGCCCUGAAACCACAAGGCACCAAUCUCUGCCCCAAUCGAUGACUUAAAAGACUCUUCAAUAAAAGCAUUUUUUUUCUUAAAACCACUUCCGUCUGGACUGCAGAAUCUGAAUCUCAGGAAUGUAGAGAUUAUACAAUAUUAACAAGUAAAGAAAUGAUGCUGAGAAACAACAACAACAACAACAAAAAUCUGGUUGCAUUGUUACUAAUGAAUCAGGUGCUAAAAAUGAUUUGUAAGUUGAACACAUCAGGUGCUAUAUGUUACAUACUUGACAGUCAUUUGAAAAGGUUUUGGGUUUUAACUCAAUGGUGCUUAAUGUUAAUGUACUGUGUGGAUGUCUAGCAUUCCUUUAAUAAUUUUAUAUGCCACAAUAAAGGCUUCAUUUCACUGA